Messenger RNA from Oryza sativa Japonica Group (Japanese rice), 1658 nucleotides. Its product is annotated as ornithine decarboxylase 1B, chloroplastic. Gene Ontology annotation, molecular function: ornithine decarboxylase activity. NCBI's taxonomy places the organism in Eukaryota, Viridiplantae, Streptophyta, Magnoliopsida, Poales, Poaceae. Gene Ontology annotation, cellular component: cytoplasm. The record is from RefSeq and is a predicted model, not a curated record.
UCCAUCUCCAUCCCACGCUAUAUAAUGCUCUUGCCUCCUCGCCAACCAAGCCGCACACACCCAAACACACUAGCAACGUGCAAAACCACUCGCAUUUCCUCCCGGCAGCUGCCCGCCCGUUGCAAUUAACUCUUGUAACCUAUCACGUAAGUACCAUGGUUGGAGGAAGCCCCAUGCAGGCCGUGCUCAUGGCCCCCGGCGUCAAGGACAAGAAGGUGCUCGCCUUCAAGCGCGGCAAGGGCAAGGACGCCGACGCCGGCGUCACGGCGCUCAUCCGCGACAUCGUCGCCGGCGGCGCCCGGAGCGCGUUCCACGUCUUCGACCUCGCCAAGGUCGUCGACCUCCACCGCGGGUGGCGCCGCGCGCUCCCCGACGUGCGCCCCUGCUACGCCGUCAAGUGCAACCCCGACGGCGCCAUGCUCGCCGCGCUCGCCGCGCUCGGCGCCGGCUUCGACUGCGCCAGCCGCGCCGAGAUCGAGGCAGUGCUCGCGCUCGGCGUCCGCCCCGCCACCAUCGUCUACGCCAACCCGUGCAAGCCCGAGGCGCACCUCGAGUACGCCGCCGAGGUCGGCGUCAACCUCACCACCUACGACUCCGAGGAGGAGGUGGCCAAGGUCCGGCGAUGCCACCCGCGCUGCGAGCUGCUGCUCCGCAUCAAGGCGCCCGACUCCGGCGACGCCAAGGUCGACCUGGGGCUCAAGUACGGCGCCAACCCGGACGAGGUGCUACCGCUCCUCCGCGCCGCGCAGCGCGAGGGCGUCGCCGUCGCCGGCGUCUCCUUCCACGUCGGGAGCGGCGCGUCCCGCGCCGACGUCUACCGCGGCGCCAUCGAGGCGGCGCGCGAGGCGUUCGACGCCGCGGCGGCGCUCGGCAUGCCGCCGAUGCGCGUCCUCGACAUCGGCGGCGGCUUCAUGGCCGGCCGGACCUUCGACGAGGCGGCGGCGGUCAUCAACCGCGCGCUGGAGCGCCACUUCGGCGACCUCCCCUGCGUCGAGGUGAUCGGCGAGCCCGGGCGGUACUUCGCCGAGACGGCGUUCACCCUCGCCGCGCGCGUCAUCGGGAAGCGCACCCGCGGCGAGCUCCGGGAGUACUGGAUCGACGACGGCCUCUACGGCUCCCUCAACUGCAUCCUCAUGGACCACUACGUGCCGCGCCCGAGGCCGCUCGCCGCCGCCGCCGCCGGCGAGGACACGACGGCGGCGACGACGCACGCCUCGACGGUGUUCGGCCCGACGUGCGACUCCCUCGACACGGUGGUCACCGGCUACCAGCUGCCGGAGAUGAGCGUCGGCGACUGGCUCGUGUUCGACGACAUGGGCGCCUACACCACCGCGGCUGGCUCCAACUUCAACGGCUUCGCCACGUCAGCGAUAAAGAUCCACCUGGCAUACUCCAGCUAGGCAGCCACGUCGGCAACAAUAUUCAAAUCUGCAUAUAUAUAUAUAUAUAUAUAUAAACUAAAACACAAGUUCAUUUGUUUGUAUCAAAUUACAACAUAUUCAAAGGGUUGCAAUUAAGCUGUACACAAAACGAACGCAUGAACGUUCAUGAGUUGUGUUAGUUGUUUCUCUAGGGGUUGAUUCAAUACAUGUACAACUUGAUUUUUAUGUAUCAAAUGUGAAAUAUCAAGUGAAUACAUACGAUUUUUUGUUCCCUAA